UAACCCUUUGACUGAAACACGUAUGCAGUUCAUCCACGUAUUCCCUAAACCCCUCCAAGAUGAUGUUGUGAAAUCCGAAGCAGACUUUGAUAUUUGAUCAAUGGCGAUCUUCAGAUCUCUCAAAACCCUAAUCACCAAAAACUCUAAAACUCGCCCCUUCUUCACAACAACCACUACACUCUUUUUAAAGCCUCCUUUAUACAGUCCUCUCUCGCACCGACUCCCUUGCUUCGCUCCCUUUCAGGGUCCUCUCUUCCUCUCAUUUCCUCCGUGGAAGCUAUCCCAAUCCGCUACUCCACUAAACGGUGUUUUUCUCAGGAAAGUUCAGGCCUUGAAUUCGGAGUUGAUUCGUGACGGUAUUAAACUUCCCUCCAAGUUGAGAUUCGGGUCGGACGUGUUGAAUCGAGCUGAGGAUGAGGUUGGCAGACAGGGCUUGCUGAAUAGCUUCGUGAAUUUGCCCAAUUUGGUCUCGAUGAGUCGUUUGGUUUCGGGACCUUUCAUUGGAUGGAUGAUCAUGAAUGAAAUGUAUUCUUCCGCUUUUCUGACUUUGGCUAUUUCCGGAGCGACUGACUGGCUUGAUGGAUAUAUGGCUAGGAGGAUGAAAAUUAAUUCUGUUGUUGGUUCUUACCUUGAUCCCCUUGCUGACAAGGUUCUCAUUGGUUGUGUUGCUCUGGCAAUGGUACAUAUGGAUCUGCUGUACCCUGCACUUGUUGGAAUUGUUGUACUGCGAGAUGUUGCCCUUGUUGGUGGUGCCUUUUAUAUAAGAGCUAGUAGUUUGGGAUGGAAGUGGAAAAGCUGGUCGGAUUUCAUCAAUCUUGAUGGAACCUCUCCCCAGAAGAUUGAGCCUCUUUUUCUGAGCAAGGUUAAUACAGUAUUCCAGUUGGUUUUGAUUGCAGCAGCCCUUCUGCAACCUGAGUUUGGAACCCCUGAAACUCAAUCAUACAUCACCUACUUGAGCUUGUUGACUGCUUCAACUACUGUGGCCUCUACAAUAGCAUACGGUGGACAGUACAUGAGGAAGAAGUCAGCUUUGAUCGCAAGGAAGUUGUAGUUUAAAUCUUACAGCAGAAACCCUAGAGAAAGACUGGUUGGUCACUGUGGAGUCGGAUGAGGUACCAGUUUUUCCUAGUUGCUGAUGCAGAAAAAGACAUUUCUAUGGUUCUCAGGCAAUGCAAAGAGGUAGAAGGGAAGCUCUGUUUAGAUUUCCCUAUCCCUCUUGCCUCAAUCCAUAAACGUGCUUCAGGGAAGCUGUGAUCUCCCCCAAAUAUACAAAUUAUUGCAGUGGAUCAAUAAUGAAGUGUUGGCAGAUAUUAACCUGUUGAAAUUGUGGAAGGAGGGUCUAUAGCGAAGAGCUCCAAUUUGUAUAGCAUUCACUUGAAACGGAAAUUGAAAAGAGAAUAGCCAACUAUGAAGCGUUUACAUAAACAAUUUUGUUAAUGUUUGCCAAGUCUAAUGUAUGAAAAAAAAUUUCAUUUUACUU
Mangifera indica (mango) is the source of this 1480-nucleotide messenger RNA. RefSeq names its product cardiolipin synthase (CMP-forming), mitochondrial. Lineage: Eukaryota; Viridiplantae; Streptophyta; Magnoliopsida; Sapindales; Anacardiaceae. Gene Ontology annotation, cellular component: membrane; mitochondrion. Gene Ontology annotation, molecular function: cardiolipin synthase activity. Gene Ontology annotation, biological process: cardiolipin biosynthetic process. The record is from RefSeq and is a predicted model, not a curated record. The coding region runs from base 101 to 1051 and encodes 316 amino acids. The transcript is spliced from 8 exons.